AUGAAUCUGAACAAGAAGGAUAAGCUCCCCGUUUGCAACAAGUCCCUCCACACAUAUCAGAAAAGUUUUAAGGUAAGUAUCGAAUGAAUAUUGAAUGUGCGUCUUUACUUUUAGCUUUUAAUUUGGUAAAAUACGCGUUAAAAAGGUAAUCGUCUAAUUUCGAACCCGAAAUUUAGUUCGAUUGAAUGAAUAAAUGUCUUACGCUAUAAUUUUUUCGGAAAAAUAGUUUUCGAAGCCAUUUGUUUGAUAUAUAGACCAUCGCAGGCGUGCAGAGAGCUUUUCAAGGCUCCAGACAAACCUUUAAUACUUACAGUUUGUGUCCAACCAUCUUUUGCUGCCUGAUUAAAAAAUUUCCAACUCAGUGUUCGCUUUCAGAAAGAGUCUUUCGAUGUAUCAGCGACUCUCAGCCAUGACUGCAGUUCUUUCGUUCUUUUUAGCGCUUUCCCUUUGCCGUCAAAGACUGUCAAAUUGAAGCAUUUCAAAGUCGACCUCGUCACUCUUCCCAUAAAAUUAUUAAUAGAAGGCAAAGGUAAAUAUCGCUAUUUCUUACAAACUGAUGUUGGGACCCCAAAAAAUGUGUUACUCUCGCAGAUGUAGCACCUGCCACGUGAGGAUGUUGAAUCGGGAGUAAAAUUGCCGAUUUGCAUGGAGAUAACGUAACUUGGAAACGACAUAUACUGUAGUGAAAGCCAUUAAUACCAGAAUGAAAAAUAAGAACAAUAAACGUUAGGCAUAUUCUGAACCACUUGUUUUCUGGUUGUAAAAAGAAUUAUAGCACUUAAGUGCGAUUUUUGUAAGAGCGGUCUAAGGCAUUUCGCAUUGGAAAAAAAGUUUUGCCUCAAACUUUGCAUAUUAAACUAUCUUUGGUAGUAAGUAAAUAAAACCACAUUGGUUUCUGGAAAUAGGUUUAAAAAUUUUUGAGAGCUCUUAACAAUCAAAGCUGCAAAGGGUUCUUUUUUGACCUCUUACGACAUAAUUUCCUUCGCUCUAGUGACUUCUAACUUUUGGCGAUUUUGUUAGCAUGACAGCAGAAUUAUGCAAAUUAGUAUGUUGGCAAACUCCGACCGUUUAUUUUGUUCUCUUCAUAAAUCUAAGAUUUUAACCAUUUUAAAGAGAAAAGAUACUAGGGAAGAGUUUUUAUAACACGCUGAUCGAUUCUCUAAACAUUUUAAACAGCUAAAUUCUGGCAAAUGACGGCUGAUUCGGUCAACAUGUUUAUGAGAAACUUUUUAAAAAAAUUGGUUUCUGUUCUUUUAUAUUUGAGUUCAGAGAGCUUAAGCUAUUCAAACCUAUAUGAACAUUUCAGAACCAAACUAAAGGAUUUUAUUUAGUGUUUAGUUUAAAUAAGGCAGCGAUAAUGUGAUUUUUUGCUCGGAAUUCAAACCUAGCUCUUCCAGGCUGUCAACCGUGUUUGCCCUUGAUGGGAGCAGAGAAAUACAGGACUUCAGAUCAGUGAGAGGAAAUGUCCGAGAUCCAUUGCAAGGUUUCAGUGCGUGCAAUGACAGCAUAACUGACGCUAUACAAAAGCUCUACUCUCAUGCGUUCUAGUUCGUCUAUGAUUUGGAAAAAAUCUUUAAAACCAUCGGCACCCUCAGCUACAUUAUUUUCUAGACCCCGCACUGAUCACCUCUGUGUCUUCUUGAACUUCUAAGAAUCUCCUCGUGGUUGAUUUACCUAUCGGUUGAAAUUCAGUUUCUUUGUAUUGGCCAUGUAUAAUUAAUGAUGGUACGCUUGGCUACGGUGCGCACGACAUUAGGGGUGACAAACUCGUCACCGCUUUUAAGUUUGAUGGUGCAAGUGCCUCACGCUACGUCUUGACAGCAGUAUGGCCUCAUUGUAAAAUCUAAAAGUGGUUCAGCUGAAGCUGUUCCAUACGGAUUGUUUACCGCGGGACUUUUUCGAUUAGCACUCCGGGCCCUUCAGUCUUCGCUUGUGUUCAGUGCCUUCUUUAUUUGUUUUGUAAAGAGGUUUUCAAAGCGCGUUGACUGAGAAUCUUUUAGCAUAAUACCGUAGGAUUUUAAAGAGAUCCUUCUGAUAGGCGACGAGAGGGGUUUGAAGGCCAACAUCGAAAGCUAUCUAACACUUCUGCUGACUUACGACCGCUUGGAAUAAUGCUUUACCAUCUCUUAGCGCCAUUACAUCGCACGCCCGCUGGCAAGCUUCUCUAACUUUUUGAACAAACUCAGAUUCUGAGGAAAGGAGCAUUUUUCCCAUCAAUCUACUUGGGAUUCCAAGUGUGUAAUCUUGGGCUUUUGUAUAGCGUCGGCGAUGCUGUCGUUGCACGAAUUGAAACCUUUCCUACCACUGAUGUGAAUUUCUGCUGUCUCUACUCCCACCAAGAGCAAACAUGGUUUGUAGUCCUGAAUAACUAGGCUAGAAUCCCAAGCAUCGCUGCCUUAUUUAGAUGGACUAGUACAUAAUCGAAUUACUGACUGAGACGCUCGUCGCGAUGAAUUUCAGUAUGUGUUGUUAAAGACUACGUGCACUCCCUCCUUUUGAGCGAAGUUUAAAAAAUCAAAGCUAAAAAAAAGCAUCAGAGCUAAAAAAAGAAAAAAAGAUAUCAGCGCGCCGCCGAGAGCUCUUGGAAAGAGGCGCUAACAUAAAUUUUUUCCUCACUGAUUUUUUUCGACCUGCGCCACGGACUUCGCCGAAAAAGAGAGACUGUUAUUAUCGCCGGUUACACUAAAUAAAAAUCCUGUAGUUUGUUUCUGAAAUGUUCAUACAAGUUUGAAUAGCUUGAGCUCUCUAAACUCAAAUAUUAAAGAAAAAAACCAGUUUUUUCUAAAGUUUCUCAUUACCACGUUGAUCGAACGCUAAGUAGUAAGAUAUUCGAUAGGUUUUGAUCACCUUUUCCGUCACGAGACAGAAUCAUUUGCCAGAAUUUAGCGUUUAAAAUGUUAAGAGAAUCAAUCAGUUUGUUCUAAAAGCUCUUACCUACUAUAUCUUAUUUUUAAAAUGGUUAAAAUCUAAGAUUUAUGAAGCUACCAGUAUAAACGGUCGGAGUUGGUUCAACAGAAUAAUUUGAAUAAUUCUGCUGUCACGCCAGCAAAAUUACCAAAAGUUUGUAGUCACUAAGGCGAAGGAAAUUAAUGAGCGCAAGAUGUUUUUACAUUUCUAUGCUUUCCCACAUCUUAUUAGAAGAGAUCAACCCUAGUUUUCAAUAGUCUGGUCUGGACUAGAGAAAUAUAACCCAAUUUCAGAAAGCUGCCUAACGGGUGUUUUUAAAUCAAUUAUGGUGAACCUCUGAAUAAACACAUAUCAGAAUUUAAAUGCUUUCCAAACUGCUUAUGUAUCACACAAUUUACGAGUACAAACGAUUUCUUGCUGCAUGUAGUGUGUAACAAGGAGCGAGCUUGUCAACUUUAGAAAUUUUCGAUGUCGCAAGACAUCAGAAAAGGCCUUUUGCAGCUUUGAUUAUUGAGAGCUCUCAAAAUCUUUUUUUUUAGUAUUUCCAGAAACCAAUGAGAUUUCAUCUACUUACUACAAAAGAUAGUUUAAUGGGCAAAGUUUGAGGCAAAACUUUUUUCCGAUGCGAAAUGCCUUGGAUCGCACUUACAGAGAUCGCCUCUUAACUCAGUGUUAACUUAAAUGUUUAUAAUUCUAUACUAUCGAGAGGUGUGGUCGUGUAGUUCACAUAAACGUCAGCUGUAAUGAACAUGAACCGUCCUAUUCACCCAUGGAGAUUACGCAAAGUAUGAAAAUAUAAAAAGAUUAAAAUUGUUCAUUCUAUGAUCGCUCCAAGGAAGCCAGGAUCAGGGUUCUUAUGAAAAACUCACAGAAAGCCACAAUAGGAGUCAUAUUUCUUUUGUUUAAUGAAAUCCAAAUUGGAUAAAACUUCAAUGAAUACCGGAUAUAGCAAGCGUAGUUGAAUAGUUGUUAAUAGAGGAUAAUGAGCCUUUUGUGAAAUUACUUCACCCAAGUGCAGAGCAGCAGUAUGGAUAACCAUUUUCAUACCAUUAUCAAAGCAGUAUAACUUUGCAACAUAUGUUUAUUUUGAAGUUUUUCUGUUUAAAAGAAAAGGGUAUCGAGAGGUAUUGCAGAACGGAGGGCUUUAAAAUUUUUCUUACGCAAGAAAUUACCUCAAAAUUCCCUUUAUGGCUACUAAUUGUAUGUGAUAUAAGGAUAUUACGAUAUUAAUAUUAUACUUGUUACCGUUCUAUGUAAUUGUGUAAAUAACUUUUCAAUUAAGCAGCUCUUCAGAGGAACCGAAAGGCAAUUGUAAUGCUUAACUUCGAUUUUAGCUGUCCAUGAGUUUCUGUCUUUACUAUUAUUGUUGAGGUGAUCGCAUAUGAAAAAAAUAACGACAGUUAUGAAUCUCGAGAAUUUCAUGGUUAUAAUCGACAACAUUAACUUCUCAAUCGUUUCUUUCUCAUUCCUUUCCAUUUUGAUAUCAAGCUUUUUGUUAGACCUUUGUCAGAGCGAAUGACGUUUCGUAUGAAUUUAUUAUCAUGAGAUGAAUGUCGCACGCUCUUGUUUAAAUUCUCAGUCGAAUGAAGCGCCUUGUCUAUCGAUCACGUGAUCAGCGUGCAUAUGACAGAAUCGCCAGAGGAUUGUCAAUUGCAGUGUUAUUGAGAGGAUGACUAUAUGUCGAUCAACAUCGGAGUAAUGGGGGAUGGAACGUGCUAUUGUGAAUUGAGUGACUCAGACUAUGUUUUACAUCCUCGAGAUCUCGAAAAUCAGAAAGACAUUAUUUACAGAUCAGUACAAGUGAGAAUUUCUCGAUUCAACUGACGGAUCAAUUUUUCUGUCAAUCUUAUUCCGUAAGGAAUGCAUUCAGAUUAGUUUUAGAACUCUUUCGUUUCCGAAGGCCUGUAAGGAUUAAAAAUAAAUCUAGAAAAAUGAACGAACAAUCCUCUCUCGAGAAUUAACUCAUAGAGCAAACACGAGUUCUAGUUACUAUUUGUUUACAGUAUUUUGUCAUGAACAAUCGAGCAAAUCUGCUCGCGAUCGAGGCAUCGGUUUUGCAUCACUGAAAGAACAUAGAUGCCACUGGUCUUCAAACAAGCAAUGGCCAGUCUCAACCUCUUAGCGAGAUUGUCGCUCGUGUGAGUUCAGUGGACUUUCUGAUACAGAAACCUUCGAUAUGAUAGAAGAACCCCCUCGUAUGAAAUGACGACUAUUUUAGCCUCCUAAUUGUAAACAUACAUGUGGUAUCAAAAAAGCCCCUACAUAGCCUACUCCGGUCUGCCACAACGGCAACAUUUACUUCCAAGGGGCACAUAACGUUGCUAAUAUCGGGAUUUCAGUCGACUGAAACUUGAAUGAAAAGUAGCUUAUGGGUGUUAAAAGCAUAAUACAAUUGUUGACUUGUAGAGAGCUCUGAACGCGACAUUUAUGCAAUACCCAACUUAAAUACGUCUUUUGAUUGGAGGGCUGAACAUGUCGCGAGUCGUGAAUUAAAAUACACUUACUUUCUCGGAUAAACAAAAUUCACUAAGCCCCCGGGGAAACAACGACUUGACUUUCGACUCUCACGUGAUGCAAUGCCCAAAUUAAAUACGUCUUUUGAUUGGAGGGCUGAACAUGUCGCGAGUCGUGAAUCAAAAUACACUUACCUUCUAGGAUAAACAAAAUUCACUUGGCCUCCGGGGAAACAACGACUUGACUUACAACUCUCACAUGAUAAGGUCGUUCUCCGUGAAACUGCAGCAAAUAUGUGUGCCAGCCUGCAUAUAAAAAUUACUUUUUGCAGUCAUUUUCGAGUUGGGAUGUAUGAGAAACACUUAAAAAAAUUAAAAUUGAAGUGACUGGCCCCACAGGAAGCAGUGAGGAUUGCUUUACCUUGCCCUGCCAGGGCAACAAAACUCACUAUAUCCCUUGGAGUCGGUUAUUAGUCACUUAUUUUACCAACUUUGCCAGGUGUCUGCAUUAUAAUUGUCUGGAAGCGAAAGUAAACACUAUUAGUAGAGUAGCUAGAGGGCAAAAGAUGAGAAAAUAAUUAGAGCAAUAAAUAAACUAAGUGAUGAGAACACGAAACACGAUUGUGUUGUUUUUCAAGGAUUUGAGCGCUCCGACUUAGCCUCUUCCGAUCACUUUUUCACGUCUGCUUCUAAUUAGCUAAAAAAACUUUAGCCACACUGAUCCAUUGUACGGCUUGUUGAACAUGAUUGGUACUCUCAAUGCGAAUGAGACAAAUCUAAAUGUUUAUCAUUGUGGCUGGUGAAUCUUUUGCUUCAGAUAUUGAAAUCCGACAUACUCUAAUUUUAAUGCAUCUUGAUACCUUUUCAAAGCGAAAACACACCUCAGAUGAAGUAUAGGUAAGCGAUAAUUUUAAAUUUAAGGCACGAUAGUACAACAUUUUCAAUACCGAAAAUCUAUUAAGCAAAAAUUUAGGGAUCUCGUCGCUCAAGAAUUAGUUAAGAAAGUUUGUUUCUAAAUACACCACAUUAAUCGCAGUCAUUAUUGAACAGCUGCCUCUACUGUGUACUGUGUAGUAUGGUUGUGCAUCUUACACAUUUUUAAAGAGGAAACACACCUAAGGUGAAGUAUAGGUAAGCGAUAAUUUUGAAUUUCAGGCACGAUGGUAACAUUUUCAACACCGAAGAUCUAUUACGUAACAAUUUAAGGAUCUCGUCGUCGAAGAGUGUAGUAACAAAAUUAGUCUUUAAAUAGAGCCAAUUGUUUGCAGCCAUUCUUGACCAGCUGCCUCUUCUCUGUAUUGUGUAGUAUGGUUUUGCAUCUUAACACAUUUUCAAGGCGAAAACCUCCUCAGGUUAGGUUUAAGUAAGCGAUAAAUUUGGAUUUCAGGCGCGAUGGUAACAUUUGAAACACCGAAGAUCUAUUAUGUAAAAAUUUAAGGAUCUUGUCGUCUAAGAUCUUAUUAAUAAAAUUCGUUUGAAAACAGAGCACAUUAAUCGCAGUAAAUGUUGGUCAGCUGCCUCCUUUCUGUACUCAGUGGUACGGUUUUUCUGCGGUUUUCAAGGUUCUUACAUUCUCUUCCCUCAAAUAUGAGGUCAUUCGGUUUUAUCAACCGAGUUGACGAUGUAAAUUGGCCACCGUAAAGAUUUGCUACAUGUACCAUUGUCUCAAAUAUGUCUGUUAACUCAGUUUAAUCAAUUUUUAAUCAAUGCGACCUACUAAUAUUAAUUUUUUCAUUUUGAACUGGGCAAUAUCAACAUCUGCUUUAAUAAAGAUCCCAAACUAACGAGAAGCAUCAUAUUGAAUAUGAAAGCGAUUUCCGCAGUAAUGAACAUUACUUUACCAGUAGAGAAAAAAAGGCCUGACAAAAAUUAAGGCCCGCACGAGAUUUAAACCCAUAACCUGUGCGACACCGAUGCCGUGCUCUAUCAACUGAACUAACAAGCCAUCUGGGAGCUGGUCAUUAUGUUGGUUUAUAAUAAACCUGUGAAGUUGACAAUAAUCCGCAGUUCACUAGGAUGAUUUUCGUACAUUCACAGUCAUUGAAACAUUGUUAACUGCUCUAGUGCUCAGCGGGACCAUGAAUUGUUUCCUGUUUUUUUUUUUUAAUCUCUCUCAUUCAUACUUUAGAACUUGCCUGAAACGCCAUUAGCGCUAAUCAUCGAUUUAUUGAAGAAUGAGUCAGACAUUAUCAUAACAGUGUCGGUAAGAAUUGGAGAUACUCUCUAGCUACGAAAGAUCACAAUCAUUUUUCUUUUUAUAAUCCUCAUAACAUUUGUCAAUCCUAAACCAUCCUUGUUCAUUCUCUUUGUUUGUUAUCAUCGUUUUAGAUAUCGAAAACCUCGCAUGUUUACAAUUUAUGGUUUACUCUCAUGGUGAUAAUUAAAAAAAAAAAACGAGUCAGUAUCAGGCUGAACAUGUUGAACUACAAUGUUAAAAUCAACACUGAAAAUUUGUUCGUUUUUUUCACCCACAGAGCAUGGAAUUAACAACAGAACUGGGUUUUACCAUAGCGUUUUCUAUAUUCAUGAUCUUGGCAUUGUUUGGAAACCUGUUGCUGAUAUACAUUGUCUGGAAGAAACCUGAAACGAGAGGUCUGACAAGUUUCUUGUUCGUCAAUAUGGCCGUGGCCGAUCUACUAGUUGCAGUAUUUCAGAUUCCUAUCUCCAUGGCUCAUUUUUACGCAACUAAAAUGACUGGUGUAGCCGGUGACCUGUUCUGUAAGUUUUUUAACUACAUUUUGCAAGUGUCGAUGACAGCCUCCAUUCUCAGUUUGGUCGUGAUGGCAUUUGAUCGAUACUUCGCUGUCAUACACCCUUUGAGGCGAAAGAUCUGGUUCCGAAGAUCCAAGGUAAUUCUACCUGUCAUUUGGGUCCCAUCCUGCACUUUAAUGGCGGUAAAUUUAGUCUCUUACGAGGCUCAUUAUGGGAAGUGCCUUUAUACAGAGAAGCAUAUUUCAAGCGUUAUCCUAUUUACCUACUUACUGGUCAUCAACUAUGUCUUGCCUCUCGCCAUCAUUUCUGCCCUGUACACCAAAAUUGCGAGGAAAAUAUGGUUCCACGAAAUUCCUGGUCAAAACGAAAUCUCUCGAAACCUGGCAGAUGAUCAGAUUCCUAAAAGAAAAGUCCUCCGAACGCUCAUCAUCAUUGUGGUUGUUUUUGCAGUCUGUUGGUUGCCCGCCCAAGUGCUCCAAAUGGACUACGUGGUGACAGCAACAAUAAGAUGGCAUCCUGCAGUCAUCUAUUUUUCCUCUUGGCUCAGUCAGGCUAACAGUGCUAUUAAUCCCUGGCUCUACAUCCUGCUCAAUGGUAAAAUGAAUGGAGCUUUUUGCAGAAUGAUCCGAGGCCAAAGUGUGAAAAGCAGGGCAUCCAGCAGGACCAGCCAAUCGACCACGGCCGUGAGCUUACUCAAAAAUUCCUUUCUUGACAAUUCUGUAGUUUAAGGGAUCAGCGCAGCGCUCUACUGACUAAAACAAUAGAUGAUUGGAUUUAGCCUUAGGAUGUAUGUAGGUUUGCGUGAUCGAGUUUUCCUCCUAGUAAAUAGAUCCAUGCUGCAACAAGAAAGUACCUUGAGAUUGGUAAGGUCACUAGAUCAGUCCUACAAGAAAAAGUAUUUAAGAUCAUCACAUAACAAGUGUGAGGGAUCUUGAUGUUCCGCCAUAAGAUUACAGGUUUUCUUAAAUGUAUUACCCUUAAAUAGUUAGCUGCCGCUGUGAACAGAGCUCCUAAAGACCAUAAGGCAAUGCCACGGUCAUCAGAUCUGGUCUAUGGGACAUUUUGUGAACAGUACACCACAAUAAUUAGCAGCCUUGAUGUAUACACUUGCAUGAAUGUAUUUGCCCCAGAUGUGUGUUCGUUGCCUUUAUCUGCCAGUUCGGAAAAAAAUAUUAAAGUGAGUUUGUUAGUAGUCCUGGCAAAAUCCUUCUAUUUCUAUGAAGUAAAAAACACAAGAGAACUCACAUUUAUCCAGUAGUAGAUUGAUGGUAAAUAAUGAUAUCUGUGCUUCUCACCGGAGAAUCGCUUCAUGGUAGAAGCGAUUGCAGCUUGUGGUACGCCAUUCAAUCGUCACUUUUUGUUUUGAAUUCAUUGUGGGAUCCAGCUGAAGUUGAUAGCUAAUCAAUUUAUGCGACAAGUUUUAAUUCAGGUAUGUGAGGCACCGAAGUACAUGUUUUGUACACUGAGUACUUUUUAUCAAAGAGGAAAAUUUAUUUCGAUCUGGGUGAUACUGGAUAAAGAAAGAGAACGUACUAAUCAUGGAAAAGGUUAGAAAAAAGAGAAAAUAGUAGAAAAGCAUAUCCUAAUCAAGACACGUUAAGUCGUGGUGGGUGGCAAUGUAUAAAUGCAGUUGCGAAAAGAAUGUAUCUCAUUAGUUACGUUUUCCUCCAUAUUUUCUAAGUCUCCUUUCAUAAACACGGCGGUAAAACGUCUACGCACCUGCGAAUGUCGUAGAGGCUCUACGAAGUACUUUCAGAGUCUUCAAAACCAAGUUGUCUUUGAGAUAACUACUCGAGCAAGCAAGUAGCGGCGUUCAAAAACCGUGUAAAUUAUUAGAUAAUGUUCAAAAUAAGUGUUGUGAAAAAUUGCAUACGAAGUAUCGAGUUUUCCUUUCUUCUUCCUUUUUUUUUAUUUACAGAUUAAUAUGAAAAGAUAAAUGUUUUUUUUUUUUUUUUUUUUUCGCAUACCUGUGAUAACACUUGGCGAUUUAGAAGUUAAACUUGUGCGAUUUAUAUAUGUCAAAAGACUUUGAUUCGGGGAUUAAUAAAUCGGUAGUCGACAAAUUUUGCUAUUCAGUAGGUAACAAUUAUCUUAUGCAUAGAGAAUAGGAACGGUUUAAUGAUUGUUCAACACUUGGCGCCUCAGAUACAGCAUACUGCAUUUUGUCGAAAUUUAAAAGAAAUUUAACUUUCCAAAUGCGACUGAAAGGCGACAAUUUUUUAAAAUCAAAAUUGACCCACCACAGCGUUUGACUCUAAUAUAAUCAUUAUACUAUAAUAAAAGCUAAGACUGACAUAUUUAAGUUCUCUCCGUAACACAAUCAGUGAAAGGUAGAAUCCUAAUGGCGAGAAAUAUUUAAUAAAAAGCAACAGUUAGAAGUGAGUUCCCAGGAUUAUGUUUCGGUCAAUUCCAUUUCAACAAAACAAAUUAUAGCUAGAUAAAAACUCAUCAUAAAAAAUGUUAAUGGCGAGAAAAAUUAAGUAAAAAAGCAAUAGUUAUAACCAAGCUCACAGGAUUAUGUUUACGUCAAUCCAUUUAAUCGAGAACAAGAUAGAUUUGAACUUAUCAUAGGAUUUUGUAACGAGGGAGAAAAAAGAGAAUUAAAAAAUAAAUGGUAAUCAUCGUGUUGUGGUCUCACUUCAAUACUUUGUAUUCCUCCUGGUCUAGCAUGAGUUCUAGUUGGCCAUGUGGUGAGAGAGCUUUAGUUACAAAUGGAAAGUCUUCAAACUCACAACUCAGACAACCAGGCUGUCUAAUUUUCGUCCCAUAUUACCUUCAAGCUAAUGCAUUCUAAUGGUAACCAAAACGUCAAAUACGUAACAUUUUGUGGUUUCAGAUAAAAAAGCGUCACGUUGGUGGAAAAAUCAUUUUAACACAUUGCCUUUUGAACAAGAUUAGCGAUUCGGUGGAUUUGUUGUCGUCCGCACUGCUCCUUAAAUUCGGAAACGGAGAAUUAAGCCUUUAAAGACAGAUUCGCUAUUCUACACAACUCAAAGAAAAGGAAAAGCAAUUUUGCUUCUCCACUUUCAACUGGUAAGUAAUUUAUUAUUUAUCGCUGACUGUUUUUCCGCCCCGAAUAUUGUACGAUCAUCAUACGAUUUCGCUAACAUUAUCUAAAAACCUAAAUUGUGAUAUUUCUCAGAGAAUGCAAUUUUAUUGCCCUUAAGAUCUGUUCAAAUAUGAUUUCAAACUAAGCCAUCGGCUUUUGAGAUCAUGAUCGUAUAUCUCUUAAAUAAUUCAUAUGAAAGGUUUAAAAACAUAAACAAAAGGGGAAUAAAAUGUGUUAGCGGUCAAUGAUCGGAGGCACUGAGAGAAAAAAACCUCUGAAAGCAACAUGCAAGUUCUACAUUGAUCAGAAAUAUCUUCAGUUUGAGAAAAGCUUCCAGAAAUGAGCUAAAAAUUAGUUAAACAGGAAUAUCGCGGAACUCUUUCAACUUCUUUCCAUUAAGCUAAUAUUUUCAAGACUUAUUCUUACAAAUGAAGGCAACAUCUGGGAGUUGAAAUGCACGAAAAUAAUUUAAAGGUUUCGACCUUUUAGACUUAGGAUUUAGUUCGAGGAAAAGGAACACUAAUGGUUUUUAAAUAUUUUGGGUGCUCGUCUUUACGGUUAAAAUAAUUGGAAAUCGUUUGAAAAUACCUCUACGGCAUUGGUUUAAAUGAAACAAUGAGAAAGAAGUUAUAACAUUAUACCAAUGGAAGCAGAGACAGGAGGAUUGACUUCCCUGGUGGCGACUGGGGUCGAGUCCAGACCAACGACGCUAGGAUAGGACGUAAUGAGAGCAAAACUGUAGAAAAAGUUAUCUGAGGUUGGGAAAACACCGUUGUUUAAAUUUUUUGUUUUCCUCCUUCAUUUAGAGAACAUGGAAUUUACCGCUGAAGUAGGGUUCACCAUACUUUAUUUCAUAACAAUGGUCGUGGCGUUGCUUGGUAACACGUUGCUGAUAUACAUUGUGUGGAGAAAGCCUGAGACAAGAAGUCUGACAAGUUUCUUGUUCGUUAACAUGGCAGUGGCUGAUCUAAUGGUUGUUGUUUUUCAGAUGCCAAUUAACUUCGUUAAUCUGCAUGUAUCAGAAAUUCCCUCCGAGGUCGGUUACUUUUCGUGCAGAUUCCUUUACUACCUCGCCAACAUUACGAUGACGGCGUCCAUCUUUAGUCUUGUUGUCAUGGCAUUUGAUCGAUACUUUGCCGUUGCACAUCCUUUUAGGCAAAGCAUUUGGUUCAGGAAAGCCAAACUAAGUAUUCCGUUCAUAUGGAUCUCAUCAGUAGCUUUGAUGGCGAUCACUCCUUUUGCCUUUAAGCUGGAGAAUGGACGGUGCUAUUUUGCAGAGGACGAGAUGCUUCCACUGGCCUUCUGGACGUAUCUCCUUCUUAUCAGUUACAUACUUCCUCUCGCUGUCAUCUCUGUUCUGUACUUCGCAAUUACCCGUAGAGUAUGGUUUCACGAAAUUCCUGGGCAACAAGAAAGCAUUCGAGACCAGCUACAGGGUCAAAUCCCAAAGAAGAGAGUCAUCCGAACGCUCAUCAUCAUAGUGGUGGUGUUUGCUCUUUGCUGGCUUCCCCUUCAAGUAUUCCAAAUGGACUUCGCGGUGCGAAACAUGCUCACGGACUGGCAUCCCAUUUCUAUCUACUUCUCUUAUUGGCUCAGUCAGGCUAACAGUGGAAUAAAUCCCUGGUUAUAUAUCGGCCUGAAUGGAAAAAUGAAGGCAGCCUUCAGCAAAAUGAUUCGAUGCCGCCAAGGAGAGAGCGGUCGGAGAUACAAGGCAUCCACUUCAACUUUACCUCGUGAGUCAGCAGGAAGCACACGUUUGUAG
Messenger RNA from Pocillopora meandrina, 12883 nucleotides. Lineage: Eukaryota; Metazoa; Cnidaria; Anthozoa; Scleractinia; Pocilloporidae. The record is from the annotation of a GenBank genome assembly.